This is a messenger RNA of Mollisia scopiformis, 1578 nucleotides long. RefSeq names its product putative high-affinity nicotinic acid transporter. Gene Ontology annotation, molecular function: transmembrane transporter activity. The coding region runs from base 1 to 1578 and encodes 525 amino acids. NCBI's taxonomy places the organism in Eukaryota, Fungi, Ascomycota, Leotiomycetes, Helotiales, Mollisiaceae. The transcript is spliced from 13 exons. Gene Ontology annotation, cellular component: membrane. Gene Ontology annotation, biological process: transmembrane transport. The record is from RefSeq and is a predicted model, not a curated record.
AUGUUGGACCGAAAAGCUUCGGGUUCAGACAACAGUGGAGGAGAAGAGAAGCAAAUUGGCCUCAGCACCAGCAUCGAUCCAGCAACGAUUGACGCACCAGUGCCUCUCGAGGCUGCGCAUGCUGCUGAAUAUGUCGAGUUCUUGCAACUCAAGAACAAAUUCGAAUCAGAUCCAAAAGCGUACAAGGCACUUAUUCGGCGACUCGAUCUUCGAAUCAUUCCUAUGCUUUUCUUGUACUAUUUGUUGAAUUCGCUUGAUAAAUCGAAUGCCGGCAAUGUCAAAAUUUACACCUUUCUCGAGGAUACCCAUAUGACGAGUCACCAGUUCAAUCUUGCUCUUACUUGGUACUUUUUCACAUACGCCGGUCUCGAAGCACCAUCGAACAUGUGUAUGCGAAAAUUCGGUCCAAAGCUCUGGCUCUCCGGUUUGGUGAUCUGCUGGGGCGCGGUCACACUCGGAAGCGCAUGGGUUAAAUCAUAUGGUGAUUACUGUGCUGCCCGUAUCAUGCUUGGUGUGUUCGAGGCUGGUUUGUUUCAAGGUUUCUACACCCUCAGCUGCUGGUAUCUUAGCUCUGAGCUACAGACCCGCUGUGCUUACUGGUACUCUGCGACCAUGCUUUCCGGCGCAUUUGGAGGCCUCCUCGCCUACGCCGUAGGCCCCUUACAAGGCCAUCUCGGCCUAAAACAAUGGCAAUACCUCUUCAUAAUCGAAGGAGCAAUCACCAUGUUCAUCGGCAUCAUCGGCCUCUGGCUCUGCGUCGACUUCCCCGAAACCUGGUCCUCGCGCUUCUUCAAAGCAGACGAGAUGAAGUUCCUGCAAUUACGAGUCAAGUAUGCCAAUGGCCCGAUCGCACCCGAUGAUACGUUCCGCUGGAGCGCGUUCUGGGAGGCUGUUAAGGAUUGGAAGACUUAUUUUAUUGCGUCUCUUCUUGCAUUUGGUGGUUCUGUGCCUACGUACUCUGUAAACUACACCCUAGCAACAAUGGUCAAAUCCCUCGGCUACUCCUCCAUCAAAGCCCAAGCCCUAACCGCACCCCCCUACGUCUUCGCCUUCUUCUGCGUAAUCCUAAUAGCCCUCUACUCCGACGCCCACCGCUGCCGCGCCCGCUCCCUCCUAAUCUCCUACACCGUCGGCACAACCGGCAUCGUGAUCCUGUGGCCAUGUCUCUACCACCCCUCCCUCGCCGGCGUCUCCUACUUCGCGCUCUUCCUCGUCGUCGCAGGCUACAACAUGCAAGCCCCCGCCGUGGGCUCCUGGCUGGGGACUAAUGUGCGGAAGCCGGCGAAGAGGGCUGCUGCUAUGGGGUGGCAGAGUACGUUUGGGCAGUUGCUUGGUGGGUGUAUUGGGGCUAAUAUUUUCGUAACAUCCGAAGCACCGACGUAUAACUCGGGCUUCAUCACGCUGCUUGUAUUGGUUAUGGUCGGUGGCGUGGGAGCCACGAUCGCGAAUUGGUAUUGUCUCCGGGCGUCGAAUUUGAAGAAAGAUCGGAUUCCGGCCGAGGAGUUGGAGGGGAGGUAUACGGAGAAGGAGUUGAGUGAGAUGGGGGAGUAUUCGCCGUAUUUUAGGUAUAUUCUUUAG